UGAUCAACCGUUACAAAUGUUUUUGUCAUACAUAACUGCACUGAUUAUUUACUUAUUACCUUUAUUUUGGUUGGGUACCACUGAGGUCCAGAGCAGAGGCUGAUGGGUAACAUCAAACUACUCUGGUCUCACUCAGCACAGCAAACCGAGACCGAUAUGAUGGAGACAAGACGAUUAAGCUAGUGAGAAUAUUACUACACGUGCCGCCAUAAUACAGUCAGUUCACUUCCAAUGGUUUAAUUAAAAUACAGCGUACCUGUCCAAUUAUAUUUGUUAGCCAUUUUCAUGAAACAAAGUACCAGAAAAGGGGGAAACUGCAAUGUUAGAAUGAAAUAAUAAAAAAAGACCUGCGUAACAUUGGGCUGCAGCUAGGACCGCGGAGACUGAUGGGUACUGAAUGAAAUAUGCAGAUGAAUAAAUGGCUGAAGCUGGUGCUGAGGUCUUGGCUGCCUUUGUGUUGCUCCUCUAAAUUCACCAUCCAGGGAGAGGACGCCAUCAGCACUGUCAACACCUGCAGUUCAGCUGUAGCAUCUCCAUCAGUCAGGUUUUUUUAUUUACCUGUAAGUGCCUAGAUUGGACUGCAAGGUAACUAUCAGUGUUGUUACCAACCUAAGAAAAUCUGUGUGUGGAUGGAAAGAGUCUGACAAGAGGCCCAAUUGCCUGAGGGCCAGGGGAUUGUUGUGUGGCAGCUGAUGUUAAUUGACACAUCUUUCCCUGGGAAAAAGGGGCUCUAGAACCAAGAGGUGUGUAGAAGAGUCAACCCUGAAAAAUAAAACAGACCAGCAUGUUUCAAACCACAGUGGCACAGUCAGAAAACUGGAAGCACCGGUUUCCAUUGGCUUUUUGUGGGGUGACCAGAACUGGCUGAAACUGGUUUGAGGCAGAUUGAAGCUCAUGAACAAUGCAGUCUCUGAGCUACAGAAAGAUAGCUGGCUGCUUCAUGGCAGCCAAAAUAGCAGAGGAGCCUGCAGAAAAGUACCAUCUCCAACAGUAUGGUUGCACACUAGGCACACCAUUUUGGAUUUGUGCUAUACUACGAUUAGGAUCAUGGGGGAUAUGAAGACCCCAGACUUCGAUGACCUGCUUGCAGCCUUUGAUAUCCCAGACAUGGUUGAUCCUAAAGCGGCUAUUGAGUCUGGGCAUGAUGACCAUGAAGGGCAAAUCAAACACAGUGUUCAUCUGGAGGAGGAUUCCCAUGUCCCACCUGUGCCUGACGUUGGGGUCAGUGUCAUUGUCAAAAACAUCAGAAAUGUCGAUGCGACUGAACCAGUGAGUGCGGAAAAGGAAAAUCACUCCACAGGGAAUGGACUUCAUAAUGGUUUCGUGGCCAUGUCUUCCAUUGAUCGCUACACUAAAGAUCCAGGGAAAUCCCUAAAGGGGGAGGGUCAUGGCGUGGUAACCAAAGAGUCUUCUUUCAACCAGUUCAGCCCCAUCUCAAGCGCAGAGGAAUUUGAUGAUGAUGAUGAUGAUAAGAUCGAAGUCGAUGAUCCACCAGACAAGCAGGUAAGCAGGCCUUGUUACCGAGCCAACCCGCUCACAGGAUCUGUGAGUAAGCAAGAGCAAGACAGACCAAAAGGGUUAGGAGGGGACAGCUUGGCCAAACCAAUGCAGAACAAUGAACACAACAAGGUAAAAACGAUGAAAAGGGAAAACAACAAAAACUUGGUCAAUUUAAGCAUGUAUGAACAACCGAAGGCAAGCAAGACUGAAGAGAAGCUCAAAGAGAGUGCUCAAAAGCCACAGGAUGUGAAGGGAAGUGUAGAAAAAACUGGAGUAAAUGUGGCUUGCACGUCACAGGCUAAAGCCAAAUCAUCAGCAAAGCUUUCCUCCUGCAUCGCUGCUAUUGCUGCUCUUAGUGCAAAGAAAGCCACCCUGGAUACUGUCCCUCGGCCUCAGUCUAGCCCUAGUGACUCACCAAAGGAAAUAAAAGAGAGCCUGAGGGUCAUCAACAUGCCCAUGAACCCUCAAAGCCCCAUUGAGACAUCAAAAAAACUAUUUACCAAGCAGCCUGACAGCCCCAGCAGUGUUUCAAGCGAAGGCAGUAGUAAAGGUUCUCCAUCCUCCCUUGCUGGCUCCACACCCGCUAUCCCUAAAGUCCGCAUUAAAACAAUAAAAACAUCCUCGGGACAAAUCAAGAGGACAGUCACAAGUGUAUUGCCAGACUUGAACCGUGAAGUCUGUAAAAAGGGCCUUAAUCAGGCAUCCUCCAUUGUAGUCUCUUCCAUUUUGUCAUCGGCAACAUCCACAACUGUCUUUUCAUCUCCAUCUAGAACUGUGCAGACCACAGUGGUGGCCACCACUGCCAGUUCAACCACCGAAAUGACUUCCAAGCAGGUGACCAUUAAACCAGUAGCCACCGCGUUUCUUCCUGUCUCGGCAGUUAAAACUGCAGGCUCCCAGGUGAUUAAUCUGAAACUGGCCAACAAUACUAUGGUGAAAGCCACAGUGAUUCCAGCCACUUCUGUUCAGAGUGCCAGCAGCGCCAUCUUGAAAGCUGCCAAUGCGAUCCAGCAGCAAACGGUGGUUGUACCUGCCUCCAGCCUCGCCAAUGCCAAACUUGUGCCAAAGACUGUCCAUCUUGCGAAUCUCAACCUCCUGCCUCAGACGUCUACAACCACCUCAGAACUCCGUCAAGUGCUCUCCAAACCACAGCAGCCAAUAAAGCAAGCCAUGAUUUCUACACCGACAGCUAAGAAAGUGUCCAGAGUCCAGGUGCUGGCAAGCUCCCAGAGCUCAGUGGUUGAGGCAUUCAACAAGGUUCUAAGCAGCAUUAACCCAGUCCCCGUUUACGUUCCAAACCUCAGCCCUCCCUCUGCUGCUGGUAUUGCCAUACCCUUCCGUGGUUAUAAAUGUUUAGAAUGUGGUGACUCUUUUGCCUUGGAGAAAAGCCUGACGCAGCACUAUGACAGGAGGAGCGUCCGCAUAGAGGUGACAUGCAACCACUGUGCUAAGAACCUCGUUUUCUACAACAAGUGCAGCCUUCUUUCUCAUGCCCGUGGACACAAAGACAAAGGUGUGGUUAUGCAGUGCUCCCACUUGAUCUUGAAGCCCAUACCAGCUGACCAGAUGAUCGCCUCCCCCUUCCCCACUUCUGUCGUUGCCACAACAGCUAUACAUAAUCCCACAACAACUGUAAACGCAGUGGCAAAAACUGUAGCCGCUGCCCUUAGCACUGUUAUAUCAGCUCCCUCCAGUGCCCCAGUGGUCCCAGCCAUGCCGCUCGAUGAGGAUCCAUCCAAACUGUGCAGACAUAGCCUUAAGUGUUUAGAAUGCAGCGAGGUGUUCCAAGACGAAGCCUCGCUCGCAAUGCAUUACCAGCAAGCUGUAGAAUCAAGUGGACAGAAAACUUGUAAUGUCUGUCAGAUGCUGCUUCCAAAUCAAUGCAGCUUCGUUUCACACCAGAGAAUUCAUCAGCACAAAUCUCCCUAUACUUGUCCUGAAUGUGGAGCAAUCUGCAGGUCUGUCCACUUCCAGACUCAUGUAACCAAGAGCUGUCUGCACUACACCCGCAGAGUGGGGUACCGCUGUGUACAUUGCAGUGUCAUCUAUUCUGACGUGUCUGCCCUCAAGUCUCACAUCCAGGGCUCUCACUGUGAAAUAUUCUAUAAAUGUCCUAUCUGUCCAAUGGCAUUUAAAUCAGCACCAGGCACCCACUCACAUGCCUACACACAACACCCUGGAAUCAAAAUAGGAGAACCCAAGUUAAUAUACAAGUGCUCAAUGUGUGACACCGUGUUUACUCAGCAGGCUUUGUUGUAUUCCCACUUUGAUCAACACAUAACUAAUCAGAAGGUGUCUGUCUUCAAGUGCCCUGACUGUUCAAUGCGAUAUGCACAGAAGCAGCUUAUGCUGGAUCAUAUAAAGACUAUGCACGGCACGCUAAAAUCAAUUGAGGGUCCUCCAAACUUGGGUAUAAACUUGCCCCUAACCAUCAAGCCAACAAACCCAGUUACCACCAGCCAGAUCAACAAGGAUGUGAGUCCUGUCAAUGGGACUGAAAAGGCUGACAAGAAACCUCCAGCAUCUCUAAAGAAAACUGCAACUAUACCUACUUCUCCCAAGAAAGCAAAUAACCCUGGGUGGAUGUGCCGGGAAUGCGACAGGUUAUUCACGCAGCGAGAAGUCUACGUAUCUCACAUGAGGCGAGAGCAUGGAAAGCAAAUGAAGAAGCACCCCUGCCGUCAGUGUGACAAGUCCUUCAGUUCCUCACACAGCCUCUGUCGACAUAACCGCAUUAAACACAAAGGCAUCCGCAAGGUCUACACAUGUCCACACUGUCCAGAUCCAAAUCACACUUUUAGCAAACGGUUAAUGUUGGAGAAGCACAUUCAGCUAAUGCAUGGCAUUAAGGAUGCGGAUGUGAAGAAAAUUACAGGAUCCACCAGCACUGAGGAGGUUCCAGAAAAAGAAGAUCACAAGGCCCCUAGCUCCAAGCGCAAACUGGAAGACACCGUUUUGGAAUUCCGUCCACAAGGAGCAAUAACGCAGCCCCUGAAAAAGCUUAAAAUAAACGUUUUUAAGGUCCACAAGUGUGCUGUAUGCAGUUUUACAACAGAGGACAUUGUCAAGUUCCAUGAGCACAUCCCCCAACACAAAUCUGAUGGCUCCUCCUUCCAGUGCAGAGAGUGUGGCCUUUGCUAUACCUCUCACAACUCCCUCUCCAGGCACCUCUUCAUAGUUCAUAAAUUAAAAGAACCGCAGCCAGUAUCCAAACAAAAUGGGUCUGGGGAGGACAGCCAGCAGGAGAACAAACUAAACCAAGGGAGCAUGGUCUCUGACAGUACCUCGGAUAAAAAGUGCAAGGUUUGUGCCAAGACUUUUGAAACAGAAGCUGCCUUGAGCACCCACAUGAGAACACAUGGCAUGGCUUUCAUUAAGUCAAAAAGACUGAACUCAGCAGAGAAGUAAGAAAUGUUUCAUGAAAAAAAAGAAUAAUAUCCAAAUACUGUUUGUAAGCACUCACAGCAAAGAGUGAAAUGUUCACACUUGCAGUGUUACCUCGUUAUAAGGGUGCCCUUUAUAUCUUUGAAACCAGUUAUAUGGCGGUAUGGUCAUGGCUCCCAUUUGCCCUAUAAUGUCAUUUCACAAUGCAGAACACAACUUACUCUUUACUAGGGCUUCUGAAGACAGCUUUAUAAAGGGCAGCACUGUAGUACAUUUUCAGCUGCUAUACACUUCACUUUAGACCUCUUUUCUCCGAUACACCCCUACAUAAUUACCCUUAAAACCUUUUUCUGUAUUUAAAAUACAAUUUGUGAAUAUUUAAAUAAAAUCUCAAAAAACAUUUUGUACACUUUAGUGUGUAUAUAGGUGUUGAAUGUUUUUAUAGGAUAUUUUCUUUUACAGUGUUUUCUGUGUCAGAAAUCUUCAAUUUCUUGUAACUAUUUGGAAUUGUUUGAUACUGUGAAAUAAGUUAUAGCUUGAGAUUUACUAUAUAACCUCACAAACUGCAGUAUUCCAUAUUUCUAGUGUUGCCUAAUGUCCAAAGACAAAUACUUAGAACAAAAAACUACAAGUCUAGACAUUAUUUAAUCCAUCUAGUUCAAGAUGGACAAUAGGUGUUAUACAUGGGAGGUCAAAAUGUUUGUGACAUCGAAUAGAAAUAUGCCAGACCCUAUUUUAAUGAUCUAAACCACUAUUGAACCUCCAUUUACACAAUGCAGUUUGGGUAGUUGUGUAUCAAAGUUUUGAAAACCUCUGCUGGAACAACUUCCUUACCCGAUAUUGUUCACUUUGAAAUAUUUCUUACAAGGAAAGAGCUACAGAAAUGUAUCUGUCUCAGGGUAAGCUACACAUUAGUAAAUCAAAUAGGUAAUGAGGGCCUUACCAAUUCCAUUGGGAACAGGAGAGCUGGCAAAAGUGAACUGAUAAAAAGCAUACUUUAUGAAAAUACAGGUAGUGAACAAAAAAAUGGAAACACAUGGGUAAAUGAGGGACACCAAGUAUAUUGAAAGCAAGGGCUUCCACACAGGUGUGGCUCAUGCGUUAAUUAAGCAAAUAACAUCCCAGCAUGCUUAGGAUCAUGUAUAAAAAUGCUGGACAGGCCUGGUUGCCUAUAAUUAUGGCUAGCAUGGCUGCAAGUGACUUUGAAAGCCUCAGUGACUUUGAAAGAGGGGUGAUUGUUGGGGCGCGUUUGGCAGGAGCUUCAGUGACCAAGACAGCUCAACUUGCUGAUGUUUCAUGAGCAACUGUGUCUAAGGUGAUGUCAGCAUGGAACUCCGAGGGAAAGACAUCAUUAGCAAAGGGCAACAGUGGGCAGAAGCGCAUACUCCAGGAUCGUGAUAUCCAUGCAUUAAUUCGAAGUGCAAGGCAAAACAGGCGAGCAACUGCAGAUCAAUUGACUGCAAAUUUCAACCUGGGGUGCGAGCAGCCAGUUUCAUCAAAAACAGUCCGCCAAGAACUCCAUAGAGCGGAAUACCUUAUUAAGUGACUUUAUUAAGUGACUUUACAUUGGUGUUUCCAUUUUUUUGUUCACUACCUGUAUAUCCAGUGGCACGAAUAUUUUGACAAUCCCUUGUACUUCAGAAUAAUGCAUUACCGUUAAUGCAUAACAAAACAUUGGGUUGAAUACAUUUACAUAUGCUUUUCUGACAUGCAGUUUACAAUUGUCUUCAAAACAAUCUGUGCGUGGAAAAUGUGUCUGGUUAAAUUUGCUAUCAAAAAUAAUUCUCUGUGAGAGUUUUUUUUAAUUUUUUUUUGUAUUUUUGUUUAGUUUUUGCUUUUAUACAUUAAUGUAUUUCUUUAUAUGAUGUUUUGUAUAUUUGUUUUUUAAAAUAAGUAAUUUUAGUAUAGACAACAAACUGCAUGAGAAGCUGUAACAGUUGUUACCUGGGUCUUAGAAUGUGUCUUGCUGCUGUUAGAUAGGUGUCAGAUGUCAAUGUAUGAAAUGUUUAUGUCAAUAAAAUGUGGAGGUUGCCCACAGUAGAAUCUA
Acipenser ruthenus (sterlet) is the source of this 6931-nucleotide messenger RNA. Its product is annotated as zinc finger protein 532-like. The transcript is spliced from 13 exons. Lineage: Eukaryota; Metazoa; Chordata; Actinopteri; Acipenseriformes; Acipenseridae. The record is from RefSeq and is a predicted model, not a curated record. Bases 895 to 4908 code for a protein of 1337 amino acids.